Messenger RNA from Magnolia sinica, 3531 nucleotides. RefSeq names its product G-type lectin S-receptor-like serine/threonine-protein kinase SD3-1. Gene Ontology annotation, molecular function: protein serine/threonine kinase activity; ATP binding. NCBI's taxonomy places the organism in Eukaryota, Viridiplantae, Streptophyta, Magnoliopsida, Magnoliales, Magnoliaceae. The record is from RefSeq and is a predicted model, not a curated record. Gene Ontology annotation, biological process: protein phosphorylation; recognition of pollen. The transcript has a single exon. Bases 418 to 3090 code for a protein of 890 amino acids.
AGGUUUGGAUCUCGUUAUCGAUAGAAGGCCCAAAAACUCAAGCUGGGCCCACAAUGCAGCACUUCAGGAAACUAAGUCCAAAGCUGUAUGGGCUUGUACAGGGCCCAGCAAGACCAACCCAAUUUCAGGUUCCAACCCCAGCAAAAAGCACCACGGAGAAAAUAUUUUCAUACCCAAAUUAUCCCUACCGGGUGGAACUAUCAAUUUUAAGGGGAGAAAAUACCAUUUUCCCACAGAUUGAUAAUAACAAGGUACUCAUGCAAUUCCCACCUGACAAAUCCCAGUAUCCAACAGGAGUUUUUGUCGGCUGCUUAUCCAAGAGUAACUAAAUAUAUCAUACAAAAAAAAAAAAAAAAAAAUCGAAGAGAAAAGUGCAGUUAGUGGAAGAAAAUCAGGACCACUGUCUCUCUCCUUGGAAUGGGCUCUCAUUCUCUCAAACAAUAUUUGAAUUUUGAUUUGCUUGUCUCGUCCUUGCAUCAACCCAAUUCCCAAAAGAUUCAAAUCCAACCCCUCAAAAUCUACUGUUAUUCUCUCUCCAAAACAUCCCCUUUAUAUCCUCUUUCUUUUCAUUUCACUACCGUGGAAAUGGAUUCCAUGAGAUUUUCAGCUGGAAUGGGUGGAAUUUGGAGGGAUCAGCUCAAACCAAGAAAACCCACCAAGCAUUUCAAGGGUAAGUGCUUGGAAGACCACUCCUUUGAGGUUUCAGUAGAUGGGUAUGGGCCUGUUUUAGCUCUAAUGCUUGUUUGGGGGUCUUUUGUUUUUGGGUCUUGUGAGGAUUUCUCAAUGGUUUCAGUUCCUUUGGGGUUUGAGGUUUCUGGGUAUGAAGCAAGGCAUUGGGUGUCUGAAAAUGGUGUUUUUGCAUUUGGUUUCUUGCCUGAUUUCCAGAAAGGUGAUGGCUUUGUUGUGGGGAUUUGGUACAAUUUCAAAGGCAGAGGUGUGGCAGAGAUGCCGCCUGUUUGGACUGUUGGUGGGGGUAUUAGAGUCUCAGAAAACUCUACUUUUCAGCUCUCCAGGGAUGGGAGCUUGCUCUUGUUUGAAAAUCCGACUGGCUUGCUUGUUUGGAGUAGCAAUACUGCUAGUUUGGGAGUUCAAGAAGCUAACCUUUUGAACAAUGGGAAUCUGAUUUUAAGAGGUUUUGGGCAGAAAGUGGUUUGGGAGAGCUUCCACAGCCCAACAGAUACUCUCCUUCCUGGCCAGUCCUUACACUUCCCUCAAACCCUCCAAGCCCCUUCAGCAAACUCCAUUGCUGGUUACUAUAGCUUUGUGAUUCGGGACUCGGGCGAUCUUGCGCUCGUGUGGGAUAACAAUGUUACCUACUGGAGUAGCGGUUUGGGGCCUGCUGUUUCUGCUGCUGAAGCAAGAGUCGAGUCGAACGGGGUUCUUGGGCUGUUUGAUGCGAACGGUAGCAUUGUUUGGCAUCGGUCGAGUAAGGACGUUAAAGACCCAUCUGUGGUUUUCCGACAUCUGCGUAUAGAUGCUGAUGGGAACCUUCGAAUUUAUUCAUGGGAUGAUGCUCUUCAGGCAUGGAAGGUAGUAUGGCAAGCUGUCGAAAACCAAUGCAAUGUCUUUGGUUCUUGCGGUUUGUAUAGCAUUUGUGGGUACAAUUCGACAGGGCCGGUUUGCAAUUGCCUGGUUCCGGAUUCGUUAAGCUUGGGCGCAGCACCUGGAGUGGAGAUUGGUUCUUAUGGUUGCAAGAAGAUGACUGAUUUGAGCAACUGCAAGAUGGGCAUAAGCAUGUUCGUGCUGAAACAGACCGUUCUUUAUGGGCUUUAUCCUCCUCACGACGUCGAUACAAUGCUGAGUGUGGAAGCUUGCAGAGACUACUGUUUGAAUGACAGUUCUUGCUACGCUGCAACUGCAAGAAAUGAUGGUUCAGGCCUUUGUACCAUAAAAAGAACCGGCUUCAUCAGCGGAUACCGAUAUGCAUCUGUUUCUGCAACUUCCUUCUUGAAAGUAUGUCUGGUUCCUCAGGCAGUGUCUACUCAGGAAACCGAUUUACACAACCACCAAUCAUCGAUGCAAUUAUCAAAACCACGAUCCACUCCGCAGGUAGAUUACCACAAGGGUCUCAUACUUGCUAUUGGUGUGCUGUUUUUGCUAACUGCAUCGGUUUUCCUUACAAUUGAGAUGUUUGUAUUCUGGUUUAUCUAUCGGAGAAGGCAAAUUAAGGGUCGGAAGAGAGUCCCAUUCCAGAAAGAUGCUUUGUUGAAUCGUCAUUACAGUGCGCUUAUUAGAUUAUCAUUCGAAGAAGUGAAAGAGCUGAUGAAAAAUUUCACAGUCCAAAUUGGGCCAACUGUUUUUAAAGGCAUCCUACCAAACCAGGUUGCAGUGGUUGCUAAGGUUCUGAAGAAUGUGGUAGCAUCCGAGAAGGACUUCCGAAUGGCGGUUUCUACCUUGGGUAGUACUCACCACAGAAAUCUUGUUGCUUUGAAGGGCUUCUGUUUCGAGCUGAAACACACGACUCUGCUUUACGAAUACAUAAACAAUGGCUCACUUGAUCAGUGGCUACUCAACAUUGGGCGGGAUAGAAAUCAAGGCAGCUGGCAGCAGCGGCUCGAUAUUGCCAUUGGGGUAGCGCGGGCAAUUGCUUAUCUACAUCUGGAGUGUCAACAAUGCAUUGCUCAUGGGAAUCUGAAGCUCGAGAACAUUUUGCUCGAUGAGCAAUUGGUCGCGAAAGUGACUGAUUUCGGUCUACAUUGCUUAUUGCAAAAAGAAGCCGCUUCAUCGUCGGAGACUCUACCCGAAAGAGAUGUGUACAUGUUUGGGGAGAUGCUGCUACAGAUUGUUACAGGCAAGAGGGAUGCUGAUCUGCAUCUCCUGGUUUACAACAUGUGUAGGGAUGAGAAAUUGAGCGAAGUCAUUGACGACCGAUUGGAGGGGGGAGUGGAGUGGGACAGUGUUGAAAGAAUGGUUCGGAUAGCUUUGUGGUGUAUGCAAGACCAACCGUUCCUUAGACCUUCCAUUGGUGAAGUGGUUAAGGUUUUGGAAGGUGCUCUUCAAGUAGAUACACCUCCGGCAAGCACUGCUUUCAUGUCCAAAGAAAAUCAGACAGCUGAGGGAGACCUGGAUGUUAUUGAGGCAGCUUCGUGAUUCAAAGACGGAUUUGCCCCAUGGGCAGAUGGGCAUUCAAAUGCCAAUUCUGGAGGUAUGUCGAUCAGAUGUUUCAAAAUUGGUUUUGAUAUCUAUGUCACAUACUUCAAUGCAGGCUUCUUUUUCUUUUUUCCACUUAAAAUUGAAGUAUUUGACAUGGCUAGCAGACCCAUUUUGGAGCAUCUGUGUAACACUGAAAUUACCAAAAUGACUGAAAUUUAAGACCCACUGCUCUUUCGAUGUGUUGACAAUUGACACUGAGAUGUAACAGUAUCAGGAUCUAGUCCUGGAUCUGUAUCGAUCUUACAGUGCCAAAUGCACUCUGGGGUUGAGAUGGGACUUUGGAAUUUUGUAACCAUCGAACCCUGAAAGAUCUGUGGAUCUCUUAUAUGGUACGUGAUUUUGACAUCGAAAUUAAUACAACGAAGCAGAUUUGGGCCA